AUGUCCUCUCAAUUUCUGCAGACAGAGCUCUUGAAUUUGAUUCAGGAAUCCAAGAGAAGAAACUCUGAAUUGCGUAAUGCGGCUGAAGAGUCCCUUAAUGAAUUGAAGGCAUUGCCUUCUACGUCUGAAGCGCAGAUUUCAGCAGACCUGGUGCGCAAACCUAAGUUUGCAAAUCCAUUCAUCCUCGCGUGCCACAGCCGCCAUGCAAAGCUUGCAGGCAUCGGGGUGGUCUGCCUGCAAAGGCUAGUGGCCUCACGAUCACUGCCAUCUGAGCGGCUGAAAGAUGUUCUUGCUGGACUGAAGGAGACAACGAACAUGAGCCUAGAUAUCCAGCUCAAGAUAUUGCAGUCGUUGCCUUCCUUACUGCAGCACUAUUCCAGUGACCUGGGAGGAGACCUCCUGGUAAGCACUCUGGAGAUAUGUGCUACUCUGCAAGGAAACAAAAUGCUUGCAGUCUCUAGUACUGCCGCAGCCACGUUGCAGCAGCUAAUCGUGUCAACUUUUGACCGUGUUUCAAUUGAAGACAGUCUGACCGGAGAACCAGAGAAUUUUGAUAAAACCACUCCAACGACGACUGUUAAAGUCGAUGGGAACCCUGUAAAUAUAGGGUAUUUUGCAUACGAUGCUCUGCGGGUCCUGGACGACCUCUGUCGACUCAUUGAUGGGGAACCUUUGUAUUUCCUUCGAAUCAAGUCCCUCUCCUCAGCGUUUACCCUUGAGCUUAUUGAGAGCAUUCUGAUCAACAGCGGCAAGCUUUUCGUUGUUCAUUCCGAGCUAACGCAAGUUUUGCGUGUUCGGCUCAUGCCGAUGAUCGUAAGGUAUUUGUCUGAACGGCAUAGCUUUUCGCAGACCGUUCGAGUCAGUCGCAUCCUCUUGGUGCUCCUCAAACGCCAUAUGUCUCUCCUUCCUGCGGAGUGCGAGAUGGCCCUUGGUCUCUUGACGCAUCUCCUUGAGCCAGACGGAAACUCCCCUUGGAAACGAGUCCUCUGCAUGGAAGUCUUCAGAGGCUUAUAUGCCGAGCCAGGUCUGGUAAGGCUCCUCUAUUCCCUGUACGACAGGGAUGACCGGAGAAAGAAUAUUCUCAAAGACCAUAUGGCCUCUCUUGUCCGCCUAACUUCCGAAAAGCCCUCUUUAAUUGGAGUCAGUAGCCGGUCGACCGUGCCUUACCGAGUUGAGCAUGCGAGAUCUAUCACUGAGGAGCAGAUCACGCUCGAGGCUGGUGGAGUUGCUGGCGUCAUCGGAACCACCGUUCCAUCAACUGACACUGAUGUACCAGGAAUCAGCAGCCAGUGGAGUGUGGUUCGCACACCGUAUAUGGAGUUGCUUGACAAGACUGAUCCUCCUACUCCUCCUGAUACAUAUAUCUACAGUCUUGUGCUGAACUGCAUCGGUAGCUUUGCUGAAGGACUCGCAAAGUUCAUACUUCCCUUGACGGUGCCCGACCUUAAGCAAAAACGGAGAAGUCGUGUCAUGAGUCCUCACCCGGAUGGUGGCUCUUCUCGGCCUUCACAUGACCUUCAACGGACGAAUUCCUCCAAAGGAUUGCAGCCUCCAGGUCCUAAAAAGUCCUCUGUACCGAUCAAUCCCCUGCAGCUAGAAUCUCAUCCCCAACUACCCGCAAUACAAAGCUGUGCCGGAAUAAUUGAGACAAGCUGGCCUGCUAUUCUCGCUGCUUGCUCAACUUUCUUAUACGCAUCGCUCGAUGAUGACUUUUACCACAACCUUGUCCGAUCAAUCCAGAAGUUAGCUCAUGUUGCUGGUCUUCUCAGGCUAUCUACGCCCCGCGAUGCUCUUUUGACAACCCUAGGAAAGGCAGCCAUGCCUGCAGACGCAACUGGGACGAGGCCUCCGGGCACUGCAGCGGCUACUACAAUCACUUCGCAGUCUAAUAAAGCCGAUGAGAAAUCCAGAGGGUCACAGGCGUCGCUUGCUAAUUCUCCAAUACCGGCUGAGACUUCCAAUGGCCCUUCUGACGUUGCGCUUGUGUCCCUCAGUACCCGGAAUCUCCUGUGCUUGCGGGCGUUGCUCAAUCUGGGCAUAGCCUUAGGUCCUACACUAGACCAGCCGGCCUGGUCGAUAAUACUAGGAACCCUUCAAGACACAGAUUUGGUGAUCGGCAUGGCUUCCACGAAGUCACAAGCCUCAACCAGUACUUCUGGGGAAACUUCAUCUGCUGCUGGUGUCGAUGUGCCUAAAGCUAAUCUCAAUUCUGAGAUAUUGGCUGUGCAGGCAGCGUCGGCUAAAAUGAUAGAAAGUACUAGCGAAUAUCCCAGCGAAUCAUUCCAGGAGAUCUUAACUGCGCUCUUAGAUCUUUCUGGAGAACCCGAAGAAUCGACGCAAGAAUCAGCUGAGGUAACAAGUACCAUUCUCUCACCACAGUCGCGCUCCCAUUUGAUGCGCAAAAACACUCACCGCGUAUCACGCUCUAUGGGAAAAUCGAAAACGCAAGAUGAACUAUUAAAAUUUGUCCGCGAGAAAACAAACGAGCUGGCUCGGGCAAAUCUCGAACGGUUCUCAUCACUAGCCAAUGCUGACCAAGACGCCUGGCAACUUCUUACGGGAAGAUUGAUGUCAAGUGCAGCGGACAGGUCUAAUAUCCAAAAGCUUCGAUUACGAGCCAACGAGGUUCUCAAUGACAUUGUUUUCCAGACACUGAAGCAAUCUGAUACCGGGGAUGUCUCUGAGCGGAAUGCACGGCAAUUGAGAAAUCUCCAGACACUCAAGCUCCAAGUUCAACUGCUCUACGAUUCUGGUGCUUGUUCGGCAGGGUCGCCUUCAGCGCCCGUGGCCGAAGUUCAUGAACAGAGCCUGGAAACACUGAAGAGCAUCCUCGAACAAUAUGCCGAAACUUUCGUCGAUGGAUGGUCCGUCGUUUUUGAUCUUAUAACCAGUGUUUUUGGCGAACCCAACGGCACCGAAAUACCAAAGAAAGGGCGCCAGCCAUCAUCGACAGCAAAUUCGCCUCGACUUGUUCGAGUUGCUUACAAGUCUCUGCAGCUCAUAGCUUCCGAUUUUAUCUCGUUGCUUCCAGUGCCCUGUCGGCUGAGCCUUGUUGAUUCUUUCUCAAAGUUUGCCCUGCAACAGCAGGAUUUCAAUAUCUCACUGACAACUACCUCAUCUUUUUGGAAUGUUUCGGACUUCCUUCAGGGACAGAUCGAGCAAUUCUGCAUCGAGUCGCACGUUGACUCCUCUGUAACUGAAGACACCCUUGCAGGGCUAGCCAAGGGGGAGGAUCCUUCAGUGUCGCGAAACGCGCUGUGGUUAUUGCUCCUUCUACGGAUUGUUGACCUCACGACGGAUAGCCGGCCGGAAAUUCGGAACUGCGCUGUUCAGACACUAUUGCGGAUCUUUGACGCCUAUGGUCAACAACUGUCGCCCAAGGCAUGGCGCUUGUGUCUGAACCGUGUCUUAUUUCGAAUGGUGGAGGAAAUAGAGACCGAGCUCACCUUUACACGAGAGGAGAAUAGCAGUCGCACUCCCGAUGAUCUCAAGGCAUGGACUGAGACCACUGUUGUCAUGAUAAAGGGGGCUUCUGAUCUUAUUACUACUUUCUUCGAGCCAAUCGUUCAAGAUGACCUAUUCGAUCAGUCUUGGGAACGGCUGCUUGAAUAUUUCCGAAAGUUGAUAAGCCUACGGCUUCUUGAAUUCAGCGAGGCUGUAUACUCCAGCCUUUCCAGUAUUCUUCGUCGUGUGCAGGCAUCUUGUAGUCUGAGCACACAGGCCCUGCGUUCUGCUUGGCUACUCUGGGUAGAUGGACACCCGGCCGAUAAGGAAGAUCUACUUGAUUUGGAACACCCUAAUCAAGAUGCGGCAAUAGCAUACCUCCAGUCAUUCCAGCAGAUUUAUCGACUAUACAAGGAUGAUAUUGCUGGAGAGCAGGUGAAAAUCAUCCUCGGACAUUUGCGUCUUCUUGCUUGGAAUUCAAUAUCCCCUCCAUACUCGCCAGAUAUUGAUCGCUUAUCGCGCCUUCAAACCAUGAUCAUGGAGUGCUUGAAAACAUUAUGCCUUGACAAAGACGAUUCUCAACCAGAGAUACUAUUUUGUCUCGCUGAUUUUGCGGAUGCGCCGUUGUCAAAGUGGAAACCUGCAAAUGACUCAAAGAGACCGACUUAUCUUGCCUUCUCUAAAGCUGCGAUAGAGCUCCUUAGCUGGUACAUCGCUGAGCACGGUAUCAAAAAAGACAUUUUCACGAACGGUUCGCUAGCUACGGCUCUAGAGCAUCUCGCGAACCCCAUUGUCCAAAGGUACGAGUGGUCAGGGAAGGAUCGGGAACCGAGUCUCUGGCGAAAGUCCACAACAGCAUCCUUGAACGUUCUUCAAGUUGCAAUCCCUUACGUGGAGACACAAUAUGGCGAUUCGGAAAAUCCUGAAAUCACACAUUUCUGGAAGAGCGUUAACGACAUCGCAAGUGGUAUUGUCACCGCUCGAGGUUAUCGAACCACUUCCGCUCCCCGGGCCACCAUCCUGGAUGACGAGUCCUUUGACGUGGCUGCUUUUGGACGACUCAAGACACUAAUCAUUCCAUCACUCGGAGCAUCCGUGAUCCCGGACUCAAUCCGCCGGGACUUCUCCUGCGGCUUGUUGCACUCGUCCUUCAUCUACCUCCCUCAGCGCUUCGACGUUCCCGCUAAAUCCCUCCAAGACCAACCCCUUAAGGACAUCUACGAAAUACGACCUGGAAGGACCUUCGAACCCCCACCCACAAUACGGACCAAAAUGGCCUACGCUGUGAUUGACACACUCUUCGAACUAGCAUCAUCGCCUUCGGACCAAGCAACACAAGCCACUAGCGACAAUACACCCGAACAACGAAACACCGCUCUCGUCCUCCUUGCACGCUCCAUCACCCCAUACCUUAUCCUCCGUUGUGCCGUAUCCCUGAAAGGCUACAUCGCAGACCAGCCCCUGCGCGGCCUGAUGCCGCAGCCCACGCCCGCGCGCAGAUCCCUUCUACAUCUCCUCCGCGGCAUGGUAGGCCUGCGUAGCGAGCCGUCGGCAAUCCCUCCACCCAAGACAGCGCCGAACGAAUCAGCCACCGCCGAGACUAGUUCGGACUCUGACCGGGAUCACAAAAAGCACCUUGCAUGGAUCUACCCGCUUGUUGUGCGGGCCGUGCAAGUUGCCGGGAAGGAACAGGAUGACGGUGAAGUUCUGCAUGCUCUCGGGAAGAUUCUGCAGGAGGUUAAUGGUGGUAGUGCUGGUUUUCAGGUAUGA
Molecule: messenger RNA, 5214 nt
Organism: Aspergillus welwitschiae
Lineage: Eukaryota; Fungi; Ascomycota; Eurotiomycetes; Eurotiales; Aspergillaceae
Product: putative endosomal peripheral membrane protein (Mon2)
Exons: 6
Coding region: 1-5214 (1737 amino acids)
Source: RefSeq, a predicted model, not a curated record